Molecule: messenger RNA, 1553 nt
Organism: Folsomia candida
Lineage: Eukaryota; Metazoa; Arthropoda; Collembola; Entomobryomorpha; Isotomidae
Product: glycerophosphocholine cholinephosphodiesterase ENPP6
Exons: 7
Coding region: 112-1518 (468 amino acids)
Source: RefSeq, a predicted model, not a curated record
UUGUGCAGACAGACAUAAGUUCAAAAGUGCAGAAGAAAUCAUAUAUAGUGGAAAUAUUUUUCACAUUUAGUUUAAAAAAUUGAUAAAAAAUAGAGUUCAUAAUUUCAUAAAAUGGAAGCACCCCGUCGUGAGAGAAUUUCAUAUAAAAAAUAUAAAAAUAGUUUAUUAACACUUGUCUCGAAUCUUUCAAUUGCAAUUCUCUUGUUUCAAUUUCCCCUCACGGACGCAUAUUCUCACAUCCGAGCGUCGGACCAACUUGACGACAGUGCUGAUACCGGCGCAUCCGCUUUAAACAAUAAUAACAAGCUCCUGAUAAUCCUCAUUGAUGGGUUUCGCUGGGACUACUACACCCGGCAAAAGGCAAAGCUACCCGGAUUCUCACAGCUUAUAUCGGACGGCACUCAUGCAGAAUGGGUGGAACCAAUGUUUCCCAGCCUUUCAUAUCCCACGUGGACAACAAUAGCCACGGGCUUGUAUCCAGAAGAACAUAAAAUCCUCGGAAACUAUAUGCUCCACCGUCCAUCGCCAAUCGAUACCACAACAAAUGAUGAACUGUCCACUAUACCGGAAACAGUGUUUUCUUUGUUGAAUGACUCCACAAAGCUGCCGUUUUGGUGGAAAUUUGUCGAGCAAAUUUGGACCACCGUCACCAAAGCGGGAAGAAAAGUCAGCCUUGCUAAUUGGGCUCGUUGUGACGUUCCCUUCAAUGGAAUUCUGCCAGAAGUUUGUACUGGUUACGUGUAUCAGGACGUCAAUACGCAUUUCAGGGAUGACUUACUAAAUGCUUUGAAGCGACUUCAGAACGGAUUUUCUUUAGCCAUGGUGUACGAUGAUUUGAUUGAUCACGUCGGUCACAAAUUCGGCCCGGAUUCCAACGAGCUUAAGCUCACCUUGGUGCACAGGGACGCCCAAAUCCGCGAGUUAUUGAUGGCUAUUCAAAUGAGUGGAAUGGCAAACAAAAUCAACGUCAUAAUCACUUCCGACCAUGGGAUGACAAGUCUCGACAAAACUGUGAAACGCAUUUAUCUCGAAGAAUUUGUAAAUAUGGGUGAUGUCCAUAGAGUCGUCGACUACGGUACCGUAGUGUCCAUUGCAGCAGAGAAGGAUAGAAGCGCAGCGUUGGCACAAAGUCUGGCAGCCAUUCCCUCAGCUGGUGUUUUAGUUUACUCGAAGGAUGACAUCCCAGAAGAAUUGCACUACAAAAGAGGAACUUUUGCUUUAGACUUUCUCCUAGUUGCGAAACCAGGAUAUUUUAUUGUUGGUGUAAAAGGAGAGAAACAAAUCCCUAAUGAUGAAAAGUCCAGUUCUGCCCAGCCCUAUGCUGGAGUUCACGGCUAUUUCAACAUGACAGAUAUGAGAACCGUGUUUUUCGCUAAAGGCCCCGCUUUCAAGAAGGGAAAGAUACAACCACCUUUCCGGGUUGUUGACCAGUAUCAAAUUUUCAUGAAAGUUCUGGGCUUAUCCCCCAAUCGGCAUCAUGGCAAUUGGGAUUCUGUGAAAGACAUGUUGGUGGCAUGAAAUGGAAUAAAAGAUUUUUGGCUUAAAGAAAUGUA